Camellia sinensis is the source of this 1702-nucleotide messenger RNA. Its product is annotated as putative UDP-glucosyl transferase 73B6. The record is from RefSeq and is a predicted model, not a curated record. Gene Ontology annotation, molecular function: UDP-glucosyltransferase activity. NCBI's taxonomy places the organism in Eukaryota, Viridiplantae, Streptophyta, Magnoliopsida, Ericales, Theaceae.
AUUUAAUAUCAAUUUAGUGGAACGAUUUGCAUACGGAAUUUAAAUUGAAUAAAAAAUUGAAGUCAGAUUUGAAAAUGGUAUAACAUACAUAAUAAUAAUCCUUACCAGUAGGUGCUAACCCGCUUCUUUCACUUGGGUUGAGAUCAAUUCUCAGUUGAGAGAAACUGUUUCUUCCCUCGAGACUCUGAUAGAAAACGAUGACAACAAAAGCUGGUGAUGGUGGUGAGAUCUUCGUGGUUACAUCUCUCGGGUCGGGUCACCUCUUCCCUUGCAUCGAGCUCUGCAAACGCAUCUCCUCCCGAAAUUACAUAACUACCCUCGUUCUCCCUUCCAACCUCCUACCCUCCCUCCCUUCCUCCUUCCACCACCACCCACUCCUCCGCAUCGCCCAGAUCUCCUCUUUCCAAUUCGGCCCACCCACUUCCCACCCAGACCCGGCCCGCCACCAAGCAGGUCUGGACCUCCAAACCCACCUCUCCGCCGCCCAUCGCCGCCCUCUCUGCGCCGUCGUCGACUUCCAGGUCGGCUGGACCACCCCCAUCUUCUCCACCUUCAACGUCCCCGUCGUCAGCUUCUUCACCUUCGGCGCCUCCGCCGCCGCCAUGGAGUGGGGCGCCUGGAAGUCCGACGCCGGAACCCUAACCCCCGGCGAGUCCCGCACCAUCCCCGGCCUCCCGGAGGCGAUGUCGAUAAAGUACAACGACCUCAAGCUCCGCCGAGGCGGGGGGUCGAAGCCCGGCCACCCGCCGCCGUGGGUGGCGGCGAUUGAGGGCUCGAUUGGGUUGAUGUUCAACACGUGUGAUGAUCUGGAGCGUCCGUUUCUUGAUUACUUAACCAAUCAGAUUGGGCUGCCUGUAUGGGGUGUGGGCCCACUAUUGCCUGAUCAGUACUGGAACUCACCGUCCGGUUCACUCAUUCGUGACGGUGCGAUUCGGCAGACGAAGCGCGAGACUAACUGUACGGAGGACGAGGUGAUCCAAUGGCUGGAUUCGAAGCCACGUGGGUCUGUACUCUACGUGUCGUUUGGGAGUGAAACGGGUCCUACGAUGGAGGAAUACCCGAAACUGGCUGGUGCUUUGGAAGAUUCAACUCACCCAUUUAUUUGGGUCAUACAACCCAGUUCUGGUUUGCCCAAAUUUCCCGGAGAAGGGCAAGUUGUGUCGGGUGGGUCAGAAGGUUACUUCCCUCAUGGGUUGGCUAGCAAAGUUGGUGACAGAGGUAUGAUUAUAAAGGGAUGGGCACCACAAUUGUUGAUACUGAGCCAUCGAUCGACCGGUGGGUUUUUAUCGCAUUGUGGGUGGAAUUCGACAGCGGAGGCGAUUGGACGGGGAGUACCAUUUUUGGCAUGGCCCAUGAGGGGUGACCAAAUUUACAAUGCUAAGCUAGUGGUGAACCAUCUCAAGAUUGGGUGCAUGGCAUUCAGAGAAGACUCGUCGGACGUUGUUAAAAAUGACAUAUUAGAGGGUAUAGACAAGCUUAUGGGUGACCGAGAAAUUCACAAGCGAGCAGAGGCAAUUAGUGCAAAAUUCGAGUGUGGUUUUCCAGCAAGUUCUGAAGCGGCUUUGGAUGCUUUUAGGGAUUUCAUUAAUCAAAAAACAACGUAAUCUUGAAUUAAAUGUUUAAUUUUUAUUUGAAAUGAAAUGACGUGUAAUUUAUUCUAUUAAAUAAUUAUAUCUUGUUGUAAGAUCCAUGUAUAACUCUA